Messenger RNA from Dioszegia hungarica, 2946 nucleotides. Its product is annotated as gamma-tubulin complex component protein. Gene Ontology annotation, cellular component: equatorial microtubule organizing center; gamma-tubulin complex; centrosome. The record is from RefSeq and is a predicted model, not a curated record. Lineage: Eukaryota; Fungi; Basidiomycota; Tremellomycetes; Tremellales; Bulleribasidiaceae. The annotation marks the transcript as partial. The transcript is spliced from 7 exons. Gene Ontology annotation, molecular function: gamma-tubulin binding; microtubule minus-end binding. Gene Ontology annotation, biological process: microtubule nucleation; mitotic cell cycle; meiotic cell cycle.
ACACUCCCGAAACUUCGCUCGCAGCCUCGAGCGGCUCCUACGGACCCAGACGAGCUACUCCAUCUCAUGAUUCGUGCCACAUUAGGAACGACGACGACUGAGUCGCUCAAGUGGGACAAGAGGAAGGGGAGCUACGUAUGGGCAGGCGGGACGGGACGGACUGAGGGUCUCAGCAGAGUCGCUUCUUCCGGGGCUGUUUCUGACUUCUUGGAGAUAGCGACCUCCCUACGGAGACUAGAUGAGCUCCUGGACCGUCAAAGCAAAUACCCACUCACUCCGACGCAUCAUGCCCUCUUCAACGCGGUCUCGACCUACCUCUCAUUCAUCAAGAACCGCCUCUCCGCCGCGAUCGGAGAGAGCGAGCAAGAGGCGGUAUCGGGGUGGAUCAAGUGGAAGGCGGCUCUCCGGGACGUGAGGGAAUUACUGGGCGUCUUGCUCGAGAUCAUGGGCUGGCCUGUCUCAGAACCCUCGUCCGGCUCAAUACCGUCCAGAGCCUCCGCACUCCUCAGCCAUCUUUACUCGCACCUCCUCGCGCAUUUCCAGACCUCUUCCCCAGGGUCUCCCGCUUCGCAAACGGUCCUCUGCCUCGCGUACCUCCUUCAGUCCUCCUCCGCGCCAUUUCUAUGCUGUCUGCAUGCUUGGGUAGGCCUCUCCGACUCGCCAGCCGAAACGGCCUCUGGAGAUCCGGCAGACCAACCCUGGUCUGAUCUGGGCAUUACUAGGCUACCACGGAAAGGCCCCAACGUCGCAGCAGAAGAUGUGCGCUGGGAGUAUGAGUUCUCAAGCAAGCGGAUGCCGGCAUUUAUACCCAAGGAUGUCAGGCGGAAGUUGUUUGAAUCGGGAAGGAGUCUGCGAUUAUUCAGGGAAGCGAACGGGGAGCAUCCGCUUGCGGGCGGUAGCUGGGGGCUGGAAGGUAGCUGGGGCUGGGGAUCAGAUUUCAAUGAUGUACAUGCGGAAGUCAAAGCUCAUCUGAGGCGGAUCGAAAAGGAGACGGAAGGGUGGAGGCGAUCAAUACGGGAGAGAUCGAGACCACCCUCCGGGAGCUCGGGCUGGAAGGGCUCAAGAAUCGGAAAGAAGCAACGGAAACGGAUCCCAGCGGACUUCUUCGGUGCUGCUUCCUCGUCAAGCACGCUAGCGGGCCUCUCCGACCCGAAGGCAGACCCGUCGCCCCCGGUGGGGAUCGACAGCAACUUCUCGCUCGUACCGAACACAACGACCAACGUCGAGCGUCAACUAUCCGACUUCCUCUCACUUCUCAAUCUCACCCCUGGUUCGCAAGCCCCAGCCCAACCCGCCUCAAUAUGGUCCUCCACCCCACUCGACGCCCUCCAUUCCUUCCUCACGUAUCAUACGACGCGCCCACUCCUUCCUGACCUAUACCCCACCUUCCCCCUCUUCAUCUCCCACCACCUUCUCGCGCCCCUCUUGGCGCACGCCGAGCUCGUCUCGGCCGCUCUGGUCUCGCUCUACCUGGACGAUAUGGGGUACCUGGACCAUUUGGAUAUACUCUACUCGUUCUGGUUAGGCGGUGACGUGGGGUUCUUUGAGCGCGUCAGUGGCGCGUUGUUCGGGAAGGAGGAUCAGGAAGUGGGGCAUGUGGCAGGGAUGGGUCGGCGAGCCCGGACGAGGGCGCGGAUGGGUCUUGGAGCGGCUGGAGGAGAUCCUGGGGGAGGAGAGACCGGUGAAGAAGCAGGAGAAUGGGGUAUCGCGCUAGGUGUGGGCCUGAGCGACCGGCAGAGAUGGCCGCCUGGAGGGGCGGAGCUGGCUUAUGCGCUCCGGACGACGCUGGUAGAUGAUCUCGGGGGACAUACUGGCGCGAAGAGGGAUGGAACGGCAUGGGAAGAGGUGGAGGAUAGGGUCUCGUUCGCGAUCAGGCCAUUGCCGGAGGAUGAGGGCGGAGUACGGGCGAAAUGGAUGGAUCCGCAGUCUAUCGAAGCCCUUGACUUUUUGUACCUCGCCUACUCGCCCCCAGUGGCCAUGUCGGUCAUCCUCCCUCGUGGCAUUCUUGCGAAAUACCAAACCAUCCACAACUUCCUCCUCCGCCUCUGCCGGGUCAACGCGGUGGUCCGAUCCAUGUACUCCGAUCUCCAUAAGCCUGCUCUGGACGAUACCCCGGGAGACGCGCCGAAGAAGUCCGGGGUCGACAUCCCGCGGACGAAAGCGCAGGUCCGGGCGACACAUCGCCUCAGGCCCCAGAGACGGACGAUACUCUCCGCGGAGCCAGAGUUGGAAAAGACGAUCCUCCGCCUCCGUUUCGGGAUGAGCCAUUUCGUUUCGGCCUUGAUGCGGUAUAUCGUCGACUCGGCCAUCGGGGUCAACUUUGAUCGGAUGCGCAGGCGGUUGGAGAGGCUAAAGCGGAAGGAUCGCGCGGGCGAUACCAGGCCGGACAUGCUGGACGAUGAUGGGUAUUCGGACUUUGCGCCUCAGGCCAGCAAUGAUGUCGAGGAGGCAGAUGGGCAGGAGGAGGAUUCGGGAUCGAUCUAUCAGCUCAAAUCGGUCCAUUCGCUUGUCGGGUACCACCACCUCACCCUGGACCGGAUCAUGCGCGCUUCCCUGCUGUCGCCUGCGGCGGGUUAUGAUGUGGCCUUCAAGCUGCUCAUGCGCUUGUUUGGGCUGAUUUUGGAUCUGGGAAAGGUGGUCAAGGAGGUGGAGAGGCGGAUGCUCGAGCCUGCACAGGCAAGGGAGAGGGUGAUGGUCAUCAAGAAGGAAUGGGAGGAGAAGGAGAGGGUCUUUAUACUAGCGGUCGAGCGGCUCUCACAGAAGUCGGACAAGCGACAUGGAAUGGUGGAAGGCGAAGGGGAAGACGGAGCGAGGGAUAUGGAGGUCCUGGAUGAGGGAGAUGGGCAGUCUGGGCAUGUGAGCGGGCUGGCGGAGCUGCUGUCAAGGCUGAAAUUGGGGUAUGGGGAUGAUGCGGUGAGGACGGGAAGGUGGAAUGAGGGUAUCUGA